UCCCCGGGACCCCCCCGUCCUUCUUUUCCUCCGCCUCGGACCCGCGGCGGCUCCCGCAUGUGCGGGCACGGGGCGAGGCGCGGCCGGAGCCCCGCGGGGAGCGCCGGCUGCGGGGAUCCCUCCUCCUCCUGCUCCCCCCAUCCCGACGGCGGCCGCCUUUUAUUUCUUUAAAUAUUUUUAAGCCCCCCCCCCUCCCUUCCCAUCGUUUAUUUUUAAUUGCUUAUUUUCUUAUCUGCGACGGGGGCGGCGGAUGAAGCGGGACGCGGCGAGAGACGGCGGCGGCGGCGGCGAGAGGAGAGGAACGCAGAGCGUAUAUAUGCAAAGUUGGAACUCGUGGAGCUUCGGCUGCUGCCUUCUGCGUCUCCGUGGCGUUAUUUCCAAACAACCGUAAUUAAUUACGAUUUUUUUGUUGUUGUUUUAUUUCAUUUUUAAUUAUUUUGGACGGACUCUGGAUUUUUUUUUUUUUUUUGAAUGCCGGGCGCGGCCAGAAGAAGCGCAAACCAAUAGACACCUGUGCGUGUGUACAUAGAAAAAAAAAGAUAUAUAUAUAUCGAGCUAUUAUAUUAAAGAAAAAAAACAAUUAAAAUAAGGACCGAACGAUCGCGGCAGCCGCCCCCAGGCAGCGCCCGGCGGGGCGGGCAGGAGCCGCUGCGGGGCCGCUCACGAUGGAGGAGGGCAGCCGCAGCCCCCGGGAGGAGGCGGCCGAACCGCAGGAGUCCGGCGGGGACGCGGAACCAGGCGGAGGACGUCGGGCUCUUCUGCUGCCUCCCGGCGACCCACCGCACCCCCACCCGCACCCUCACCGCAUCACCAACUUCUUCAUCGACAACAUCCUGAGGCCCGAGUUCGGUCGGAGGAAGGAAGCGGGAGGAACAGCCGGAGAACCCCGCAGGCCCGGAGCGGAGAGCAGGAGGAGCCCCGCGGCCGCAGCGCCCGCACCCGGAGCUCCGGUGCCCGGCGGAGGAGGAGGAGGCGGCGGGGGGGUUUCGCCGGGCCGAGGGGAGGGCGGCCCCGCCGCUCUGGCCCUGCACGGAACGGCCAAGAAGGGGGGAGACCCCGCGGCGCUGGAGGCGGCCCUGAAAGCGAGGGGGCUGAGCGGCGCGGAGCUGUCGGUGAGCUCGGACUCGGAUAGCUCCCAGGCCGGUUCCAACGCUGGAAACCAACCCAUGCUUUGGCCCGCCUGGGUGUACUGCACGCGGUACUCCGACCGGCCGUCCUCAGGUCCCCGCUCCCGCAAACCAAAGAAGAAGAACCCCAACAAGGAGGACAAGCGGCCCCGCACCGCCUUCACGGCCGAGCAGCUGCAGAGACUCAAGGCCGAGUUCCAGACGAACCGCUACCUGACGGAGCAGCGCAGGCAGAGCCUUGCCCAGGAGCUCGGCCUCAACGAGUCCCAAAUCAAGAUCUGGUUCCAAAACAAGAGAGCCAAGAUCAAGAAGGCGACGGGCAGCAAGAACUCGCUGGCCGUGCACCUCAUGGCCCAGGGGCUCUACAACCACUCCACCACGGCGAAAGACGGCAAGUCGGACAGCGAAUAGCCGGGGGAGGGGGAGGGAG
Molecule: messenger RNA, 1557 nt
Organism: Coturnix japonica (Japanese quail)
Lineage: Eukaryota; Metazoa; Chordata; Aves; Galliformes; Phasianidae
Gene: EN2
Product: engrailed homeobox 2
Biological process (GO): neuron differentiation; multicellular organism development; regulation of transcription by RNA polymerase II
Cellular component (GO): nucleus
Molecular function (GO): RNA polymerase II cis-regulatory region sequence-specific DNA binding; DNA-binding transcription factor activity, RNA polymerase II-specific
Source: RefSeq, a predicted model, not a curated record